AUCGAUUUGAACGGGGGAUUUCCCUCUAACCCGGCAACGCGUGACACGCAAGUCUGAGCCAAUCUCCAUUCCUCCCACCAGGGGUCGUGCAGUGGGUCCCCUUUGGUGACCCCCCCCCCCCGCCAAUGCGCUCCCUACUCCGUCUCGCCGUCUCCAGGGGUCCGGGCCCCCUCUGCAGAGCCCCCAGGACCAUGGCCUCGGCACCGCGGCCCCCGGCAGGCCGGCCCGGCCUCCUUGGGCCCGAGGAGCGAGAGGAGAGGCUGGCGGAGCUCGGCGAGGCCGGCUGGACGGUGGCCGAGGGACGUGACGCGCUCACCAAGAGGUUCACCUUCGCCAGCUUCAACCAGGCGUUUGGGUUCAUGACGCGCGUCGCGAUGCAGGCCGAGAAGAUGAAUCACCACCCAGAGUGGAGCAACAUCUACAAGCAGGUGAGCGUGACCCUCACGUCGCACGACUGUGGUGGGGUCACGGAGCGCGACGUGCGGCUCGCUCGCUUCAUGGACAGAGCGGCCGCCACCACCACUACCACCGCCGCAACCACCGCCGCCACCACCGCCACCACCGCCACCACUGCCACCACCGCCACCACGGCGACGACGAAGACGACGUGAAGAGGGGGCGGCACACGAGCUCUGUGUGCCCACGAAGACAACGAUCGUGAUGAAGAUGAUGGUGGUGAUGGUGGUGACAGUGACGACGACGAUAAGCAUGAUGCCUGUGAUGUAAGCAUGAUGUUAACAACGGUGAUGAUGAUCACUGCAGUGAUGGUGAUGACAGUGACGAUGAUGACGAAGAUGAUAAGGAUGAUGUCUACGAUAUGGAUGAUGUCUACGACGAUGAUGACGACCACCACGAUAUGACAACGAUGAUGACGACCACCACGAUAUGACAACGAUGAAUCGUAUGUUUGACGAUGGCGAUGAUGACGACUGAUGAUGGUGAUGCAAGCGAUGGAACUCCGUGGGUGACCCGUGCUCCGGUGAACACCAGUGACAGCGCGGGGGUGACGGUGGCGAUAAUAGUGAUGCCAAUGAUGAUGUCGAAGGUGAUGAUGGUAACCAAGAUGAUGACAUCAUGUCAGUGGUUGGUUGAUGGUGACAGCCGUGAUGAUGGUGAUUUGACCGGACGCUACAGACGUUUUCACGAUAUUUCUCUUCACAAUAAAUUGAGAUGCUUGCUUUCGUCGGGAA
Lethenteron reissneri (Far Eastern brook lamprey) is the source of this 1190-nucleotide messenger RNA. Its product is annotated as pterin-4-alpha-carbinolamine dehydratase 2-like. Gene Ontology annotation, biological process: tetrahydrobiopterin biosynthetic process. The record is from RefSeq and is a predicted model, not a curated record. Gene Ontology annotation, molecular function: 4-alpha-hydroxytetrahydrobiopterin dehydratase activity. Lineage: Eukaryota; Metazoa; Chordata; Hyperoartia; Petromyzontiformes; Petromyzontidae.